This is a messenger RNA of Guillardia theta CCMP2712, 1488 nucleotides long. RefSeq lists its product as hypothetical. The transcript has 17 exons. The record is from RefSeq and is a predicted model, not a curated record. Lineage: Eukaryota; Cryptophyceae; Pyrenomonadales; Geminigeraceae. Gene Ontology annotation, biological process: nucleobase-containing compound metabolic process. Gene Ontology annotation, molecular function: nucleic acid binding; 3'-5' exonuclease activity. The coding region runs from base 1 to 1488 and encodes 495 amino acids.
AUGGGAUGGAGUUGGUUGCUCGCAGUGUUGGUCCGAGGCUGGUGGAGCAGAGACGUGACGCCCAAGGAGUCACAGGGAGGAGAGUACCUGACCCUCCUAGGAGACAAGAGGGUGUUAGUGAAGGUGAGCCGAACGUGUGAGAGCAUCGAGGCCGAUGUGUCGCUCCUCCUCUCCAAGUUUCCCACUGUCGUCGGUCUCGAUGCAGAGUGGUGCUCGGGUGAAGCUGCGGAUCGCAGGCUACUGACAGCCAGGAGGACGGGAGCGAAGAGAGCGGAGAUCUACGAGUGUCUGUACUGCAGGUCUUCCGCACCGUGUCGGCUCCACAGACUUGGGCAGCUGCUGAGUGAGCUGAGAUCAAACUCGCUCACUGUUCUCCUUCCCCAGGAUGCGGAGAGGCUGGAGAAGACGCUGGGGGUCAAGACAAGCCUCUACAAUGUCGAUGCUUUCGGCUUGAAGUCUCUUGCCAAGCACUUCUCCAUCGACUUGAGGAAGGACAGGCGCAUCACGACGAGUGACUGGCAAGCAGAAACGCUGGGCGAGGAACAAGUCUUGUAUGCCGCUGAAGAUGCGCUCGUGAGUGUCUUCCUGUACAUGGACCCACAAGGGAGGCAGCUCAGCAACAUCAAGAUCGACAGGAUCCUCUGGUACAUCAACCAUGAGCUCGCAGAUGUUGUUCACAGCCCUGGAUGUGCUGAAGAAGGGAGAGGGAAGGCCGGGCAAACCACUCAGCACCAGCAAGACAGCGAUCCUGACGGCGGCAGGCGCAAUCGGCAGAGGAAGAACAUCGUCGAUCUGAACGAGCUGAGCUGUAGCUGCAUGGAGGGAAGGCAGUUUGCUAUCCGCCUGCGUUUCGAGCCCAAGGGGAGAGGACACGAAGGGAACGAGUACUACCUGUCGAGCAAGGAGAACAUCUGCGUUCGAUGCGGGAGCGGCCAGGGGCUGCACAGGCACAGCGUCGUACCGCACUGUUACCGUCGUCACUUCCCGGAGGUGUUGAAAAGCCGCUCCAGCCACGACAUCGUCCUGCUGUGCACGGCAUGUAUGCAACUCGCCGACAUGAAGGCGAACGAGCUGAGGAGAGAGCUUGCUCUCGAGUGCAGUGCACCGCUCCAUUCCAGCCGAUCAGAAGUUGAGAUGAGGGACAAGGAAGCGGUCAGGGUCAGGGGAGAGAUACCAGAGGAGAGGAAGGAAGAGCUGAGAAAGAUCGUACGAACGUUCGUCAGAGAACAUCUGCAGGAGCUGCAGCCGGAGGAGCUCGACCUGUCGGAUCGGCAGCAGCUGCAAGAUCUCUCCAGUCAGCUGUCGUCUGUCGAAUUUUCUCCUCCUCCUCCUCCUUCCGGUCCCUCCCAUGGGGAGCUAGUGGUCGCAGCUCAGGUGGAUUUGUGCGCCUUCAUUCGAAGAUGGAGGACGAUGUUUCUCGAAUGGCUUGACCCUCAACAUCUCCCUCGAGGAUGGGGCGUGUGGAACCCUCUGCCCGGUGAUUCUUGA